AUGUCGAUUGUCGGUGUAUAUCGUUCGGUCCCGAGUCCGCAGUCCGACUUGUACCGUCACCCCCUGGCCCCAGCCUCAGAUCCUACUACCCUGCGUAACGCCAUCCAGGGUCAAAAUCAAGAAAGCAAAAUGAGCCUUUCGUCCGGCGCUCCAAUUUUUGCGCCCUCGGCCGCUACUCCUGUCAAAGACAACGCCGCUCCUGGUGCUGGUAACACCCAGGGCGAACCAAGCAGUGCAACGACUCUGCCGAAACCAGUAGAGAGUGGACAGUUCGCUUCACAGUGCUCAAGUUCCAAUGCACUUGAACGCACCGCGGUUCAAGAUGAGAAAGGCGGUAUUGUAUCCGAGCAGAAUCGACCUGCGGAGAGCUGGGACGCUCACAGCGCCAAUAUGAGUGCUUCGCAAGCUACACAAGCCGGCCAUGAGCAUGAAAACCAUGGCGAGGAUAAUGAUGAGGACCUUGGUGAAGAUUUUAGCAAUGGCGAAGAAGGAGAUGGUGGUCAGGGAAGAUCAGCCGGUGAUGGUGGGGAUAAUAGUAAAAAGACGAAACGAUUUCGCCUCACACAUAACCAAACUCGUUUCCUUAUGAGCGAAUUCACUCGACAGGCACAUCCAGAUGCGGCCCACCGCGAGCGACUAUCACGAGAAAUCCCUGGCCUUAGUCCUCGCCAAGUGCAGGUUUGGUUCCAGAAUAGACGAGCAAAGUUGAAACGCCUCACGAGUCAGGACAGAGAUAGAGUGCUGAAAUCGCGAGCGCUUCCUGAUCAUUUCGACAGGACGCAAAUGUUACAACACCCAUAUCAUUCCAGGCACUCAGCUAAUACAUCUCCGACAUCGCCUACAACAGCAAGAUCCUCGUUCAGUUCUGGACCUAAACCCUUAGCUAUGAACAGCAUAAAGCGCAAUCCCGGUGACGAAUACCCGGUUUCUCCUGCAUCAGCAUACGGCAAUUACGUGAAUUCACCUGGAAUUUCAGAACCGUUUUCGCCAACGAAUAAUACUGGCCAUCCGGCAACGUUACCACGGGUUCCGGGUGUACAUCCACCACAUUCUCAUGAAUAUAAUCGAUCUCAUAGCUUUUCAAGCUCGUAUGCGGGCUGGCAGUAUCCUCAGAGACUCCAUAUCCCCCCAUCGGAACCCGGUAUGAAGACGGAACAGAGCAUGAAUCCUCUUCACCGUUCGACUGCCUCAUAUCCGGGAUUGGCCGGCACCAUUCCAGAGGGAACGUACGACCGACAUUCGUCUCAAGCAAGUUCUGUAGAUCACGGAACGACUACUCAAUCAACUAGCCCUUUACCCCCGUCAAUGGCAUAUCAAGCAGGACAACCAUCGCAUACCAACGAACAAUAUCCACCAUCUACCGAGUCUGCCUACAACACCCCCGUCGGCUAUCGCCACGUUCUUUCGUUGCAGACCGGUCAGCUUCCUCCACCACAAGAGUACCAAGUCUCGCCAUUUACGCCAUCAUAUAAUUUCGAUUCUUUCUAUCAGCAAUAUACGCACGAAAAUUCUUCUACAGUCAGCUUGCCGGCUUCGUAUAUGCGUUCAUCACAGCAGAGUACUUAUGAGCCGGCGAGUGGAACAUAUUCAUACGAGAACCAGGAUAUGAGCCAUCGACUUUCAGCUACGCAGCCAGGAGGAACGAGGUAA
Talaromyces amestolkiae is the source of this 1650-nucleotide messenger RNA. RefSeq lists its product as uncharacterized. Gene Ontology annotation, molecular function: RNA polymerase II transcription regulatory region sequence-specific DNA binding; DNA-binding transcription factor activity, RNA polymerase II-specific. Lineage: Eukaryota; Fungi; Ascomycota; Eurotiomycetes; Eurotiales; Trichocomaceae. Gene Ontology annotation, biological process: regulation of transcription by RNA polymerase II. The record is from RefSeq and is a predicted model, not a curated record. The transcript has 4 exons. The coding region runs from base 1 to 1650 and encodes 549 amino acids.